This is a messenger RNA of Aspergillus sclerotioniger CBS 115572, 1671 nucleotides long. Its product is annotated as ATP-grasp domain-containing protein. Lineage: Eukaryota; Fungi; Ascomycota; Eurotiomycetes; Eurotiales; Aspergillaceae. Bases 331 to 1302 code for a protein of 323 amino acids. The transcript has a single exon. The record is from RefSeq and is a predicted model, not a curated record.
UCAUGGACAUAGAUUGAAUGGGACACCAUGUCAAUGUUUAGCUUUGCAUUCAUCAAAUCUCGGCUCUUGCUGGGGCCGACAUUUGACAACGGUCCCCGUGGCCUUGUUCAGCGUUUCUAUCGCACUGCCAUUCCAAUUCUCGCCAUGCACAAGUCAUGACGUCCAUUUGGAGCAGGUCCAUGGUUGUACAGUCGGCCAUGGCUUGGAACUCAAAUGAACCAAGGAUAUUAAAACAUCAUCGCAUCUAGAGGUCCACUCUUUUCCAAGUCCUUUCGUCCUUUGCUGCUUGUCAGUUCCAUCUUGCAAUUUGGGUUGGAAGCCAAGCUCGCGAUGCGGCCAGUCGUUGAGCCCCCGACGCGGAUUCUGUUCCUCACCACCCAGCAACCCAGCACGAUCAAGGCAGAAUGGCCAUUUUAUCAAAACUACGACCUCCCGGAUCUCCUCAAAGAGAAGGGUGCGUUAGUCAACUUCAAAUCCUGGAUGGACGAGGAUAUCCUGGCGGCGCUCGAACAAGUCGACAUUGUGACCUUCCUCUGGUGCAACGAGUACUACAAGUACCCCGGUCGGUUCUUCUCCUUUCUGGACCAAGUAGACAAGUCGAUCAAGGCCAGACUGCACGCGCCUAGAAUAGUUAACCCCAUUGAACUGGUGCGCUGGAAUGCCGACAAGCGCUAUCUUCUGGACAUGAAGGAAGAAGGAUUCGAGAUCCCCAAAACCCAAUUGGUGGAGCCUCAAAAGUACAGCGUGUCAGGGUUACACGCCCUCAUUCAAAACUUUUCGCCGCCUGGUUCGGUGGUUCUGAAGCCGUCGAUGUCUGCGUCGUCCACCUUGACCCGGCGCAUCGCUAGUACCACCACCCUGAAUGCCGAUGAUGUGGCCUUUCUAGAGCUGUGCACGCUGGGUGGGCUGCGGAGCUCGUUGGUCAUCCAACAAUUUGAGCCCGACAUCCGGACGGGAGAAUAUUCCUUCAUCUUCGUGGGGCCUCACCUGACCCAUGCAAUGCUCAAGUGCCCGGGACGAGGAGAAUUCCGGGUCCAGGAUGAGUACGGCGGAUCGGCCAGGCUGGUGGAUAUUGGGGGAUUAAAGUUGCGGACCCUUCAGGCGGUGCGGGCCGUGUUUGGAACACUGCAACGCCGGUUUGGCAUGACGCCCACCGGAGAAUUGGGCUACGCGCGGAUUGACGGGCUCAUCACGGAGGAUCGACCCUUUGUGCUGAUGGAGAUUGAAGUCAUCGAGCCUCAUCUGUGGCUCGAGACGGGGAAGGGGAUCGACCGCCUGCUGUCUCUUCUCACGUCCGCUUAGACUUAGGAAAUCCUGUCAGCGUACAGCCACAAAGGUACAUUCCCGGAUGACCUCACGACCAUGGACGUAUGACAGCUACACGAAAGGGGUGGUGGCGGACAUGUGAAGCCGAACUGGAACUCUUCUUGAAGCUUGUUGUCUUCCCGUUGCUCGUCCAUGACGUGUGGGCGUGCAGUGGGAAGCCAUGCUGCAUAUCCUGCUUUAACUAGCGCGAUCGAUGACUGUUUGCAUGUAGAAAUUUAGGCCUAGGCCCCUCUCGUCUAAGCCAGAAAUCUGUGUAUAGUUGUGAAGCGAGUGGUUUGAGUCCAGUUAAACCAUCUUUGAAAUAUAUACUUUCGACAGACAUGAGCCAUGCAGGCAGUAUUUCAG